This is a messenger RNA of Beta vulgaris subsp. vulgaris (sugar beet), 2035 nucleotides long. Its product is annotated as putative AC transposase. Gene Ontology annotation, molecular function: DNA binding; protein dimerization activity. The transcript is spliced from 2 exons. Bases 19 to 1974 code for a protein of 651 amino acids. The record is from RefSeq and is a predicted model, not a curated record. Lineage: Eukaryota; Viridiplantae; Streptophyta; Magnoliopsida; Caryophyllales; Amaranthaceae.
UUACAGUGGAAGGAAUUGAUGUCUUCCCAUACUGCUGAACCAGUUUGUCUCAACUCUGAUGAAGAAUUGGACUCUGCUUGUGUCAAAAACGAGAUUAAAGACAAGAAAAAGGGUGUUGUACUUCUUACAGGUAAGAAACGUCCUCGUAGAUUAACCUCUAGUGUGUGGGUGCACUUUGAUUUCUUGGAUGAACCUGAUGAGAAUGGAAAUUUGAUGUGUAAGUGUAAGAAAUGUGGUACUACUUAUAAUGCUGAUAGUAAGAAUGGAACUGGGAAUUUAUUGCGUCAUCUUAAGAGUUGCAAAAUGAGAAAAUAUAGAGAUAUUGGUCAAAUGCUUUUAGAAAAAACAUCCUCUGGUUUAGAGAAUAGAUUAGUGAAGUUUGAUGCUGAUGAAUUUCGUGAAUUGGUGGGUAUGGCAAUUGUUAGACACGAUCUUCCAUUUCAAUUUGCUGAGUAUGAGGGUAUUAGGAAAUGUUUUAGGUAUUUGCAUCCUGAUUUUAAACCUGUUACUCGCAAUACUAUUAAGGCUGAUGUACUUAAGAUGUUUAAGAGGGAGUCCCAAAAAUUGAAGUUUGAGUUGGGUGAUGGUACUGGUAGAAUUUCCUUGACUUGUGAUUGUUGGACUUCCAUAACCACUGACGGUUAUAUAUCUUUGACUGCUCACUAUGUUGACAAAUAUUGGUGUUUGCAAAAAAGAAUUUUGAAUUUCUCUUACCUGCCUCCUCCUCAUACGGGAGUUAAUUUAUGUGAUCAUGUGUUCACUUUAUUGAAAGAGUGGGGAAUUCAAAAGAAAAUCUUUUCUUUGACUUUAGAUAAUGCAUCAUCAAAUGAUGUGUUUGCUCAACAUCUUAAAGAUGAACUUGACUUAGUUUGUAAUGGGGUUUUUUUUCAUGUGAGAUGCUGUGCACACAUUCUGAAUUUAAUAGUUCAAGAUGGUUUAAAAGAAAUUGAUGUUGCUGUGAUUAAGGUGAGGGAGACCGUGAAAUAUUGUAAGGGUUCUCAAGGAAGAAAACAGAAAUUUUUAUCUUGUGUAUCUCAUGUUGAACUUGAUUCUGCUAAAGGCUUAAAGCAAGAUGUUCCCACUAGAUGGAACUCAACAUAUUGCAUGCUAGAGAGUGCUUUGUACUAUAAGAAGGCCUUAAUCCAUUUUAAAAAGAUUGAUGCCAAUUAUGUUCAUUGUCCAACUUUAGAAGAGUGGGAUAGAAUUGAGAAAAUAUGCAAGUUUCUAAAGGUUUUUUAUGAAGUUACUCUUGCCUUUUCUGGGACCAAAUACCCUACAUCCAAUAUUUUCUUCCCAAAUGUACUAAAGGUUAGAUUGUUGUUAAAGCGUGAAAUAGAAAGUAAGGAUCAUUUCAUGAGAUCAAUGGCUGCUAAGAUGUAUGAGAAAUUUGAGAAAUAUUGGUCCACUUUUGGAACUUUCAUGGCUGUUGCGGUGGUGUUGGAUCCACGUUAUAAGUUGGAAUUUGUUGAAUGGGGUUGUAAGAAGGUUUAUGGCUUGACUCAAGAGCAUGAUGAUGUCCUUACACAAGUGGUUGAUAAGGUGAGGGAAUUAUAUGAGGCAUAUGCUACCAUUUGUACUUCAAGUACUACUAAUGCAAUUAAUGUUGCUGCUAAUUCGAAGGUUCAAUCCAUGAAAGAAGAUCUUGACGAACUCAUGGAUGACUUCGAUGAAUUCUCGACUAAGAAAGCAACUGUGGCUAACAAGGAUUACUUGGAUAUGUAUUUUGAAGAUGCUCUCCUCCCACGUACUACUAAUUUGGAUGUUCUCAUGUAUUGGAGGAAUAAUUCUGUCCGUUACCCUCCGUUGGCACUUAUGGCAAAAGACAUACUUGCUGUCCCGGUAUCUACAGUCGCUUCUGAAUCUGCUUUUAGCACUGGGGGUCGUGUUCUUGAUAGCUAUAGAAGCUCCUUGAAGCCUUCUACUGUUGAAGCUAUCAUAUGUCUUAGGGAUUGGACAUUUGGAGAAGGUAAAUAACUAAAUAUUGAUACACUUAUAUAUUACAAUUUCUUAUUUCUUUCAAUUCAUGCUUGAAUCU